AUGAGAUGUUGUAAUCGAAGGAACACAGUGUACAAGCCAACAAUUGGCAAUGGAAUUCCUAUGUCACAGCUCAAGGUGCUUACCUCUCCGAUUGCAGCUACAUUCUUUGCCAAUGGUAAUGUCCCGCCGCACUUGAACAACAUUACGGAACGUUUCAAGGCUGCAACAGAUCCAAAGCAAGCCAUCAAAGAAUAUCAGAAGCUUCACAGAGUGCGGAAGAACAAGGUGAUCUGGGACUCCGGUGCGAGUCAUUCUCUUUCUCCAUGCAAGAGGGAUUUCAUUGGACCCAUUCAACCAGCUCCGAUUGGACUACGAAUCAAAGGGAUUGCAAGAGGACUGCAUAUUGCCGGUGUUGGGUAUGUGAGAUGGUCAUUCAUUGACAAGACCGGACGAUUGAGAACUCUGAAAGUGCCAGCAUACUACGUACCAAGUGCUUCUGUUCGACUUCUCAGCACCACCAGUCUGCUCCAAGCCUAUCCACUGGAACAAAUCUCGCAAUCAAGCACACUAUUGACAAUGAUUGGAACCAAGGAUUUGCUGUCAAGGGACAAUGUGAGACAAGAUGAAGCUACCAACUCAAUUGAAGUUGCAAUUGACCCAGCAACAAACCUACCUACCUCUCUUGCCUACGAUCAUGGCUCCAACUCCAACUCCACAAACUUUGAAGCCGAAUUCAACAACUUUCUGACAACAUUGCCACUCUGUGCAGGAUGUCAAUUUGGCAAGCAACGUCGUCGUCCAGCUCCUGGAAAGACCUCAAGGGUGGUCCGCGAUCGUGAGGGAGCCCUGAAGAAAGACAACUUGUUCCCAGGACAGAAAGUGUCAGUGGAUCAUUUUGUUUGUUCAACAAAAGGACGAUUGCUACAUACCUUUGGAAAGGAAGAUGAUUCACUUCGAUUCUCAGGUGGAUGCAUCUUUGUGGAUCAUGCCUCCGGUUUCGUCCACGUCCAUCAUCAGGUUCAUCUCAACACUCAUGAAACUUUGCAAGGCAAGGAAGCUUUUGAAAACAAGUGUCGAGAGUUUGGAGUUAUUGUGUCAGAGUACCAGAGUGACAAUGGUGGAGCUUUCACAUCAACGGCAUACACUGAGCACUUACGACAGUUUGAACAGGUUUCUUUGUUUGCAGGAGUCGGAGCUCAUCAUCACAAUGGAAUCGCCAAACGAUCCAUCCAAACGAUUAUGUCCAUUGCGCGAACGAUGAUGUUGCAUCAAGCCAUCCAUUGGCCUGAUGUGGCUGCUGCCAACUGUUGGCCCCUUGCCGUGGAUCAAGCUGUCUUCUUGUACAACCACAUUCCAAAUCCAACCACAGGUUUAUCUCCGAAUGAUCUCAUCAGUCGCACCCGCUGGCCUCAAUCUCGACUCGCCGAUGUUCAUGUUUGGGGAUGCCCAGUAUACGUUCUUGAAAAGAAGAUCCAGGAUGGACAAAAGCUGCCUCGGUGGCAACCCCGCUCAACUUGGCAAAUCUAUGUUGGAUUGAGCAAGAAGCACUCAUCGUCAGUUCCAUUGUGUUUGAAUCCAGCAACUGGCGCCAUCACAUCCCAAUUCCACAUUGUGUUCGAUGACGAGUUCUCAACAAUUGCUACGAGUGUCAACGACUUACCGGAUUUUGGUUCUAAUGAAUGGAUGAAGCUCUUUGGAGACUCGAUCUACCAAUACAUCUUGGAUGAUGAUGAUGUUCAUGAGCCUCCAGUCGACCAGGCUCCAUCCGACCUUCCGCCAUUGGUGUCUCACGUCCGAGACCAAAUUGAACAUCAUCGCCCUUCAGAACCAUUGGACGUCAAGGCCCCACCUACCACCGUGCCACCAACUGUCGGAUUGUCAAAUCAGCAACCUUCGCUCCAGAGGGAGAUGCCACUAUCUUCGCUCCAGAAGGAGACUCCACUACCUUCACUCCUGAGGGAGACUGUGAAUGAGGCUCCGCCUUCCCAGCCGUCUGCGCCUCAGAGGGAGAUGAAUGCGACUCCAAAGGAGAUGCCACAGCCCCCUACACGUCCAAAACCAGCUCCACAGCCUACACGUCCAAAAACGAAACCAGCUCCACAGCCUGCUCCUGCUCCUAAGCCUUCAGCUUCACUACCACCUCGCCGUUCCAAACGUUCCACUGCCGGAAAAGCUCCCAAUCGACUCAUUGAAUCCCAAGGACACUUUGCUUCUGCCGACAACGACAACGGAUACUUCACUGCCUUCUUCAACACUUUCAAUACCAAAUGGAUUGAGACUCCAGAGAGUCUUUUCUCUUAUCCAUCUGCGUACAAAGUCCAAGCCGUCAAGGAUCCCGACACUCUGUCAUACAACGAGGCAAUCAAGUCGAAUGACAAGGAUAAGUGGUGUGAAGCUGCAAGGAAAGAAAUUGAAGAGCUCGAAGGAAAACUCACCUGGAAAGAAGUCCCAAUGUCGGACGCCAAAUCCAAGAUCAUUCCUGGAAUCUGGGUGUCUCGAGUCAAACGUAACCCAAGUGGUGAAAUUAAGAAGCACAAGGCAAGAUAUUGUGUGAGAGGAGAUCUCGAGAACAGACCUCCUGACGAAGACACCUUUGCACCUACCGUUGCCUGGAGUACUGUUCGCAUGUUUCUUGUUCUCUGCAUGAUACUUGGAUGGACCACUGUUUCUGUGGACUUCAGCAACGCCUUUGUUCAAUCCAAGCUUCCAACUCCUAAGUGGAUCCAUCUGCCACGCGGAUUCGUAUCACCUCAAGGUCCUGGCACUUGUCUAAGACUUCAGAGAUCAUUAUAUGGACUUUCUUCAAGCCCCCAUUUCUGGUCAGAGACGUGCAAGAAAGGUCUAGAGAAGUGUGGACUCAAGCAAUCGAAAAUUGACCCUUGUCUGUUUUACAAACCUGGAAUGAUGGUGGUCCUGUACGUUGAUGAUGCAGGAAUUGGUGCCGCUGAUCCCCAAGACGUUGAUCGCUUAAUCGACCAACUACGCGACCUUGGAUUUGAGCUGAAGAAGGAAGGAAAUUUCAAUGAGUUUCUUGGAAUCAAAUUUGACAAACGAGAUGAUGGUUCAAUCGAACUUACCCAAACUGGUUUGAUUGACAAGAUUCUUGUUGCCGCUGGAAUGACCGAUUGCAAGCCGAAUCGCACCCCAGCCACUGGCCCUCUUGGAUCCGAUCCUGAGGGAGAACCUAUGAAUGAAGAGUGGAAUUAUCGAUCCAUUGUUGGAAUGUUGUUGUACCUAUCGACAAAUACAAGACCGGACAUCAGUUUUGCAGUGAGUCAAGUGGCCCGCUUUAGUUCCAAUCCAAAGCAAUCACACGCAACUGCAGUCAAGACAAUUCUACGUUACCUGAAGCGCACCCGUGACAAGGGUACCAUUGUCAAAAUUGAUAGAAAGCUUACCUUGGAUAUGUUUGUUGACGCUGAUUUUUGUGGACUUUUCAAAGUUGAACCUGAUGCUGACCCAACCUCUGUCAGAUCUCGCACUGGAUUCGUCAUCAAGCUGGCUGGUUGUCCCGUUACUUGGAGAUCCUCUCUACAGACAAGUAUCGCAUCCUCUACACUCGAAGCUGAAUACACCGCUCUUUCUGAUGCCUUGAAGACUCUGAUCCCACUGAAGCGAAUGCUCGUCGAAGCUACCUCAAAGGUAAAUGUCUCCGAUCCAAUGGUUGCCACCAUUCGAGCUCGAGCCUUUGAAGACAAUCAAGGCUGCUACUUCCUUGCAACCAAUCAACGCAUCACUUCCCGAACCCGUUGGUACCUCAACAAGUUCCACUGUUUCUGGCAAUACGUCUCCAAAGAUGGCAUUGCUGGCGACUCCGUUGCCGUGGAGGAAAUCAAAACAUCACUUCAAGAUGCUGACUACCUCACCAAGGCUCUAUCACCUGAACCAUACGAAGCCAACCGCUUCCGCGUUCAAGGUUGGUAG
This is a messenger RNA of Cylindrotheca closterium, 3864 nucleotides long. The record is from the annotation of a GenBank genome assembly. Lineage: Eukaryota; Bacillariophyta; Bacillariophyceae; Bacillariales; Bacillariaceae.